AUGUAUUUUAUUGUGCCUGAAUUGAGUCCUGAUCUGAAGUCCACAUAUGCUUCUCAUAAUGCAGUAGCUGAAUACAAGGAGGCCAAAGAUCUCGGAAUCGAGACAGUGCCAGUUCUUGUUGGACCUGUUUCUUACUUGUUGUUGUCAAAGCUUGCGAAGGGUGUGGAUAAAUCGUUUUCGCCUCUUUCUUUGUUGGAAAAGAUAAUUCCGGUCUAUAAGGAAGUUUUGGCUGAGUUUAAGGCAGCUGGUGCUACUUGGGUGCAGUUUGAUGAACCCACACUUGUACUAGACCUGGAAUCGCAUCAAUUAAGACCCACACUUGUACUAGCUGAUGUGCUAUUAAUCUAA
Molecule: messenger RNA, 348 nt
Organism: Papaver somniferum (opium poppy)
Lineage: Eukaryota; Viridiplantae; Streptophyta; Magnoliopsida; Ranunculales; Papaveraceae
Product: 5-methyltetrahydropteroyltriglutamate--homocysteine methyltransferase-like
Exons: 3
Coding region: 1-348 (115 amino acids)
Biological process (GO): amino acid biosynthetic process
Molecular function (GO): 5-methyltetrahydropteroyltriglutamate-homocysteine S-methyltransferase activity; zinc ion binding
Source: RefSeq, a predicted model, not a curated record